Messenger RNA from Rhinocladiella mackenziei CBS 650.93, 3447 nucleotides. RefSeq lists its product as uncharacterized. The transcript has 2 exons. Bases 1 to 3447 code for a protein of 1148 amino acids. Gene Ontology annotation, cellular component: kinesin complex. Lineage: Eukaryota; Fungi; Ascomycota; Eurotiomycetes; Chaetothyriales; Herpotrichiellaceae. Gene Ontology annotation, molecular function: protein binding; ADP binding. The record is from RefSeq and is a predicted model, not a curated record.
AUGGCUGAAGCCGUUGCCAUCAUUGGACUUGUCUCCUCCAUUGCUUCCCUCAUUGAUGCUAGCGCCAAAGUUGUGUCUCGACUCCACGGAUUCACCUCCAAAUCCUCGGACAUACCUGAAUUGUUUCGUUCUUUUUUGGUUCAACUGCCUUUGCUGACUGCGACACUUCGACAUAUCCAAACUCAGGCGCAGGAAGGUAGCCUCCCUGAUGACGCGACGACAGCACUGCAGGCUGUCGUAAGCAGUACAUCGACAGAGGUAUCAGUGAUACAAAAAUGCUUAUCCGACAUCCUCCCACCCCAAGGCGUAUCGAAGCUCGAACGGGGUCUGAAGGCGUUAAAGAGCCUGGCCAAGGAAGAUAAAGUAUGUCAAGCGUCGGAGAAGAUCCAUAAGAGUAUCGAUAUACUGGUGUUGCACCAGACCACGAGGCACGUCGACAUGGGUACUCAUAUCUUACAAGAGCUGUCGAAGUUGAGUGUAGCGCCGAGAGGAUCGUCAGAGUCGUUUGGAAUAUGCCUGGGUCAAGCCCCUCAGAUCGAGCCAGAUGCUUUCAUCGGACGAACGGACGAGUUGCAACAACUACGAGCGUGGCUGUCACCAGCCAAUCAUCCCAAUCGUCAAUGUGUUGUUAGCAUUAUCGGCGUGGGAGGCAUAGGCAAGACACAGUUAAGCUUAGCACAUGUGUGGGACUGUUGUUGCUAUUCAUCGGUAUUUUGGGUGAACGCCAAGGACGAAAAAAUCCUCAGACAAGGAAUGGCAGAUUUAAGUACGGUAAUCUUCCACGAGUCUACGGACCUUUCCGCUCGAAGUGCGGAUGACGUGAAGCGCAAGAUUGACGAGGUCCUGCGAUGGCUGUCAAAGCCCGGCAACGAUCAGUGGCUCCUUAUCUUUGACAACUACGACGAUCCAUAUCUCCCCGGAGUUCGGUCGGCAACGGGAUAUGAUAUUCGGUCAUUCUUCCCAACCCGUUCUCAAGGUAACAUUAUCAUCACGUCCAGAUCGACGAAAUUGACCUUUAGCAAGCAACUUAAACUCGGGAAAUUAGAGAACAUCCAUACGAGCGUGGCUAUCUUGUCACAGCGGUCAGGCCGAGACCUUUCACGCGAUAGUGACGCAUUGGACCUGGCAAGACGACUAGAUGGCCUUCCUCUCGCUCUAGCGACUGCAGGGACCUACCUAGGACGAGCUGACAUUUCAUGCAACGAAUAUAUUGAAUUCUACAACUCGGCGUGGAUGGACCUAGUUGGGAUGGAAGAACUCCUCGAGUACGAAGCACGCACCAUGUCUUCCACCUGGACUCUUUCCCUAGAUCAAGUCAGAAGGCAGGAUAGAGAUGCUUCCGAGCUCUUGACAUUUCUGGCUUAUCUCGGCAACCGAGACAUUUGGUAUGAACUUAUCCAAGCGGGCGCCAAUGAUGACGUCCCAUGGAUGCGUCGUGUCACGAAGACCAAGAUUCAUUUUCAGCGAGCCAUGUCGAAACUGCACGACUACAAUCUGGUGGAUGUAGCAGCAGGCUCGUACCUAGUCCACCCAUGUUUGCACGAUUGGCUCGUCGAGGGUCUUAAUACUCCGCCGAAACCGGAAUUGUUUCUCACGGCAUUGGCAUGUGUUACUUGUAGUGUUGACGAUGAGUCGGGCCCACGGUUCUGGGUGACCAGUCGACGAUUAUUGGAGCAUGCAGAACAGCUCGAAUCCCCACGAUUCCAUACGUUAUGGCAGCGCAUGGCUUCCGAAAAGAGAGUCAUAGAUGCGGCCCACAUCAUUGCAGGUGUGCAUCGACAGUGGGAUCGGCACGACAAAGCAGAGCAGAUGUACAUACGAGCACUGGCAGGGGGAGAAAAAGCACUUGGACCCGAUCACACCUUGACCCUCAGCACGGUCCACAAUCUCGGUGCUCUAUAUCGUGAUCGGGGGAAGCUCGAGGUGGCAGAGCCGAUGUGCAUACGGGCGCUGGAGGGAUACGAGAAAUCACUUGGAUGCGAUCAUACCUCGACGCUCAGCACGAUCCACAAUCUCGGCAAUUUAUAUCGUGAUCAGGGCAAACUGGAGGCGGCCGAGCAGAUGUACAUGCGAGCACUGGCCGGGAGGGAAAAAGCACUGGGACUCGAUCACCCCUCGACUCUCAGUACGGUCCACAAUCUCGGCGCCCUAUAUCGUGAUCAGGGGAAGCUAGAGGUGGCAGAGCAGAUGUAUAUGCGAGCACUGGCAGGGGGAGAGAAAGUACUUGGACCCGAUCACACCUUGACCCUCAGUACGGUUCACAAUCUCGGUGUUCUAUAUCGUGAUCAGGGGAAGCUCGAGGUGGCAGAGCCGAUGUGCAUACGAGCAUUGGAAGGGUAUGAGAAAUCACUCGGACGCGAUCAUACCUCGACUCUCGGCGCGGUCCACAAUCUCGGCCUUCUCUACGCCGAUCUGGAGAAACUAGAGGCGGCCGAGCAGAUGUACAUGCGAGCACUGGAAGGGUACGAGAAAUCACUCGGACGUGAUCAUACCUUGACUCUCAGCACGAUCCAUAAUCUCGCCCUUCUAUAUACUGAUCAGGGCAAACUGGAGGCGGCCGAGCAGAUGUAUAUGCGAGCACUGGCCGGGAGAGAGAAAGUACUUGGACCCGAGCACAGCUUGACUCUCAGCACGGUCCACUGCCUCGGUGCUCUAUUUACUGAUCAGGGUAAACUGGAGGCGGCUGAGCAGAUGUAUAUGCGAGCACUGGCUGGGAGGGAAAAAGCACUGGGACCCGAUCACGCCUUGACUCUCAAUACGGCUCACAGCCUCGGCGCUCUAUAUACUGAUCAGGGUAAACUAGAGGCGGCACAGCAGAUAUACACACAUGCCCUCUUCGUCUAUCAAAAUAUCUUCCGUGCCAACAAGCCCCCCUCACCACUUGCCAUUCGUGUUUUUGCUGCAGUUCUGUGCAAAAGCAUGAGAAUGGCCGAUUUGGAUCAAUUUGUUUGGCAAUCAAACACUGCUUGCUUGAUUCAACUAGCUGAAUACUGGGGAAUGAAAGACGCAGAUAUCAUUGAUUGGCUUGGCAGAUCCAUGGUCUAUUUGAAAGAUGACAAGAAUGCACAACUAGCCUUUCGCCACUCCAUCGAAUGCCGAGGUGGUGGGCUGGCGGAUUUUGGCCGCGUACGCUGCAAUAGUUGUAUCCGCAAGAUCACAAUUAGUUCCGGCCGUCACGUUUGCCGGCAGUGUGUGGACAUCGACUUAUGCGACAGCUGCAUGUCCAAAUAUGCCGUCAAAGUUCUAACUUUGGCGACCUGCAGCAGUCAUGGCUUCUUUCACGUUGAUAUGGCAAAUUUGCGCGAGGCUGAGUCAACUGCGUCGCAGUGCAAGACCACAAUUCAUGCGUGGAUCAACGAAAUCAAGGAUGAGUACAAAGUAAUGAAAGGGCUGUUGACUGAAGUGUCAAGACUUGAAAGGACGGACGCCUUGUCGAACGUGGACUAG